Diabrotica virgifera virgifera (western corn rootworm) is the source of this 14369-nucleotide messenger RNA. RefSeq names its product ataxin-2 homolog. Gene Ontology annotation, molecular function: RNA binding. Bases 346 to 2556 code for a protein of 736 amino acids. The transcript is spliced from 11 exons. Lineage: Eukaryota; Metazoa; Arthropoda; Insecta; Coleoptera; Chrysomelidae. Gene Ontology annotation, biological process: cytoplasmic stress granule assembly. The record is from RefSeq and is a predicted model, not a curated record. Gene Ontology annotation, cellular component: cytoplasmic stress granule.
GACAGACAUUACCCGCAGAUGCUGGUCACACAUUUGUUUGUUGUCAGAAAUAUAUCAGUUUUUUAAACGAUUCAAUUUGAUAUCAGUCAAAAUCAGACAUACCAUUGUUGUCUGAAUGUGAUACAAGGAAAAUCACUCGAAUGCGAUCAUCGCAACAAAAGAAAAACGCGUUCUUCGGUUACGUCACUAGGCCAUUUUGUAUUUGGUGAAAUCUUUGUUCCUGAACAGAGAAAAGUUGUAAGGUUUUUCGUAAACCUCGUGUUCUUUUUAGAGGGUUACUAAAAAAUUAUCAAAAUUCCGGUGCCCACGAGAAACAGGGAUCCCGGCCACUACGGUAGCGGUGAUAUGAACAACAAGAGGAAAAAUCGAGGGGGCCCUGUCAGGACCCAGAGACCUUCAAGGUCAGUGGUAUCCGAUGGAGUAUACAACAAUGCUCAUUUUAUGCAUGCUUCUACUGGACAAAUUGGUAAUGUAGUUCGAAUUACUACAGCUUCUGGAGUCGUAUGGGAAGGUGUAUUUAAGACAUUCUCAAGUAGAUUUGACGUAGUAUUAGAGGUGGCAGCCAAAGUAGAAAACCCAGAUAGUCCCAAUUCCCAGAUCAAUGUUGAUACCUACGUGGACAAGCUCAUAUUUAAGGCGUGUGAUAUUUUGACAAUGGUAGCCCAGGAUGUAGAUCUAGAAUACCCAAUUAGAGAUACUUUCCAAACGGAUACUGCCAUUUCCGCUAGACUUAACGGUAGUACUAAGUUAGAAGAGCGAGAGCUGGAACCAUGGGAUUCUUCAGGGAUGAAUGGUACAGACAUACAGCUAGAACUUGACCAAGCCAACGGCUGGGACGCUAAUGACAUGUUUAGAAAAAACGAACAAGAUUAUGGAGUUCAGAGUACCUUCGACCAGUCUUUAAGAGGAUACACAGUACCUCUCCAAACAAGCGACAGCGCCGAUUACAAAGAAGCAGAAGCGAAAGCUAACAUGAUAGCGAAUGAAAUUGAAAAUCAGCCUCAGCAUAAAGCUAGGUUAGAAUUAGAAAACGGCGAUGAAGAGGCAGCUUUUGCCAGUGUUGUCAGGCCAAACCAGGAUUCUAGUACCAAUGGUAAAUAUAUUCCUCCAGCUAAACGAAAGAAUCAGAACAAUGGAAAAUUAGUAAGAAGUACUCCGCCCCCAAGCCAGAGUAACAGCAAUCAGAAUACUCCAUCACCAAAAGAAACUAGACCACCCAUGACUUAUCCCACUCUACCAUCCCCGCAUCAAACGAAUGUACAUGUGCAACAAGUGCUCCCUCAACAUCAGCCACCACCCCAUAUGCACAACGCUACUGUACAUUCGCCGCCUAUGAGCAUGCAGCCACAUGUAAUACCACCUCCAAACCAUCCGCGUCCUCAUUCUCAUACACCACCCCAUCAAUACCAACCUCCUGUGCAAUCUAGACCGCCGCCACCUCAAACCAUUCCUCAGCAGCCGCCUCAUCAACCUAAGGCUCAAAUGAACGGUGAAGCCAAAGUGCCGCCACGUCAACAGAGGGUAUACCAAAGCCAGCAAUAUCCGCCUCCAGAAAUGAAACCGGAUAUACCAGCUCCACACCAACCUAGACACAGAGAAGAUACAAUGAAGGACUUGCAUCAAUUUUCGCAAGACUUUAAAUUGGCACCAAUGCCAACUGAACAACCUCCACCGCAAAUGCAACCGCCUCCGCCAGUGGUUGAACAAGUGGUUCAACCAGUUCAACAAAUUCUUCCCAAUAAACCCCCACAGCAGCCAUCACCACCACAACCUCAGCAGUCCAUUAGUCCACAACAGGAAAACUUGGACAAAGUUACAAAUACAUUAAAGAAGUCUACAUUGAAUCCAAACGCAAAGGAAUUCGUUUUGAAUCCUUCUGCUAAACCAUUUCAACCAAGUAUUCCAUUCAGGUCUCCAAGUACUCCAUCAGCUAGCAGGCCUCAUACUCCACAGACUCCAAGCCAUAGCCCGUAUAUCCCAGCCACAGUUGGCGGGCCCGCUGUGCAGCCACCUAUGCAGGUUAUGAUGCCAUUGCACUACGUAAUGACCAGCCAGCCGCAGUAUCAACCGCCACCACAAGGCAAUAAGAUUAGACGUUUACCAAUGAGGACGGACAUGGCGUCACAGAUGCAAGUAGCCGCAGCCACUGGGCAGCCGCUCCUAGCUCCGGCCCCCAUUCAACCCUUCAUUUAUCCACCGGCAAUGAACCAGGCUUAUCAACCGAUGCAUAUGGUUAGAACUUACGAAACGUCUCCCCAAAUCCAGUAUAUUCCUCCCAAUCCGCAUCCCUCGCAAACUCCUUCACCUGCGCAACCGCCUCAGUAUAAUCCUGCACAGGGACCUCAGGCGCCACCUCAGCAGUGCCAGGCAGCACCUCCUCCACCACAGAGUCAUCACCAGUUUCCUCUAAUGUACCAUCCGAUUAUUCCCGCGCAGCCGCACAUGAUGCAGAGUAUGCAGUAUUUGCCGCAAGCUCCGCCCCCUCCUCAACCCCCGAUGCAGGUUUUGAUGCACCAACAUCCCGGCCAAGGGAACCCCCAUGGACCCAACCCUUAGCGCUAGCGGUGGUUGUUGUGUUAGGAGAAUUUAUAAUUAUUAGUAUAGACGCUGACUUCGUGCAAGUGUGUACCAUUCUAUAUCCUAAAUAUGUUAGCAAAUCGUUACGUUAUUUUAAACUGUUAAAGGAAAUAUGUCGCGUCACGUAUUGGAGGUUUUCUUGGUUGAGUCAGCUAAGAAUUCUAAAGAAUACUUUUUAUUUAAAAUUUGGAGAGAACAAAUUGUUUGAUGAUAAGGUUAUUUAUCGACAAUUAUUUUUUGGUUACUGUGUAACUACAGGGAAGCUUGAAAACAUAUUAUAAUAAAAGAAACCUUUUCAAGUAUAAUCUGAACAUUACAAUUUUCUAAUUCAACAAGGAAUGGAUAUGGAAGUGAAGGGAGGUGAGUGUAAAAAGAGAAUUAUAUAAGAUGCCGAAAGUGAAAAGAGAUCUGUAGAAAUGGGUUAUAUAUUUUUAAAAAAAUAUACUACAUUUAUAGAUAUUUAAAGCAUCUAGACAUAAGCAACGAAAGAAAAGGAGAAGAAAAAUUUCUGUAAUCAAUAUUAUUAUUCCCUUUUGUAGUGAAUAUGAUAAUUCUGUUAUAGUGCAUGAGUGUCUUAAGUUGUAUACUGAUAUGAAAAGAUAUUUAAAUUUAACUUGAAAAAUAGGUUUUUUUCAAGAGGGAAAUAAUAAUAAAGAUGUAAAUAAAUGCGUAUGAGGGGAUUGGACUUGCUUUGAUAGGGGUUCAGUAUUUAAAGUAAUAUAUAUUGCUAAUAUUCUGCAAUGUGGUACAUAUAUCUGCAUAUAAAUACCAAAAAGUUAAAUUUACAUAAGUACCUAAGAUGCAGAAUACAGUAGAUUUUUGACAUUAGACAUGCAUAAGAAGAUUUAUGUGUACAAGUCACAGGUCUGGCAGGCUGCUUACCUAAUUAAAUAAUCGGAGAUGAAAAUUUAAAAGCCUACAUCGAUUCGAGAAGAAGUGAGUGCAGUUUACUAAUCCUUUAGUCAAAGUUAUUGUGUAUUCACCCUUCAUUGAUAUUGACUACGAAAUGAUAAAUAGAUUGCGAACAAUUGUCAGGUCCAAAUGUUCGAAAAGUAUUCAACCAAGACCUCCAAUCAAUGUGAGAGGAUCAGUGAGCUUCUAUAAAAUCUUCACUAUUACAUUUUUAAGCCCGAUAUAUGAAAAGAAUUUUAUAUACUUGAUGUAAUAAUGAUACAGACGUUUUGUUAGAUUUUUUAACACUAGAGGUAGAGGCAGAUUUUUAUGUCAAAAGCGCAUUAGAGACGGCAGACACUUCUGCUGGUUUCAGACUGAUUUAUACACAAUUUAGAAAUAUUCGGCUAUGGAAUUUUUAAAAGGUACAGUUUUAUAGCUAUGCGACUGUCAAUAUUAUCCAACUUAAACAUAAUAUGUUAUAUUAUAGACCAAUAAAAUCGAUUUGGUCCCUCUCUAAUUGGAGAUAGUCAUGAUGGUCAUAAACAAGACUACGUUUUCUAGGCCAUUAUGUUUGGUUUUGUACUUGAUUGUUUAGUUUGGUUGUAUCCAUCAGUUUUACACAGCGUGUUUCGUGAUCUAUUCUCAUAGAUUGUGGAUUGGUUAUCAUUAACGUGUUUGUUUUUUUAUGAGUUUGAUAUAUAAUGCGCGUCUAAUGUCCAGCCCACAACUGUUUUCUAAACGAACAUAAAGACCUUAAAUUAAUAUAUAUGUUGUAAGAAAAUUAAGACACCUAUACGUUGUUUUUAUGAUACAAUGACGUAAUCAUUUAAAAUUGAGGUCAGGCGCCAUUUUGUAAAAUUUCAUAUAGGAUCAUAUGGUACAAAAUUUUCAAGUGAAGUAGGUAUCACUUUUGAAAAAAUGUCGAUGAUGUUUAAAAAAUCAGUAUGUAAGAAAAUGAAAAAAUAAUUGAUGUCUUCGAGUUUGGUCCAUAAAAGCCUAAAACUACCAAACAUAAGCGAUAGUUUUUUUGUACAGUAGAAGAUUGAACAUUGAAGAUUGAAACGGCACGACAGAAUCAGACAAAAAUCUCAAAUAAUCUAUUGCCAUUUGAAAUAAUUUUACAAAAUUGAAUAACGUGACGUCAGUCACUAAAACAUAAAAACAAUUUACAGGUCGCUUUAGUUACUCAAUAAUUUAUUAAUCUAAGUUUUAUGGAUCAGAAAAUAGUAAGGAGGCCGGCUGCUUAAUACAAACGUAAUCUAUUUAAUUUUAUAAUUUCUUGAUGAGUGAACGAACCUAUUGGCUCUAUUUUUCGUUAUAGGCUCGUCCUUGUUGUUUAUCCUUUCACAAACUGUUGUCACACUAUUUUGGAGCCAGUCCCAAUAUGAAUUUGUCAAAGACAAAUGGAGGCAUAUUUUAAAAAUACAUUUCUUAUCAUUCAUUGGUCGUUUUAUUAUGUACCCGCAGUGCACGUUUUUAUAGCAAUGUAUAUCCAAGUUAGUCUCAGAAUAUUUACAAGGAUCUUUUUACAAUAUUAUGGGUGACGUUGCGGUGUUAAUAGCUUUAAGCUAUUAUUACAUCUCAUCUGCUGAAUUACAUCCUCAUAAGACUUGCUCUCCUUUAGUAUGACAAAAUGAGACGGUUUUGAUACUUCUUGUGCACCUUUGAGUUCCUAAGUCGUCUUACACAAUUUGUUCUUCGAUUUAAACCUUAAAUACGAUUAUUAAGAUAAUUUAUCAUUUAUUUGCAACUUUUUACCAGUAUUUUUAUUGUACGCUUAAGUAUGAAUUUGUUGUUUAUUCUGGCUUGACAUAAUGAUCAUUUUACUAGUAAUGAAUAUUCGACACGAUAACUAAACGGCUAGCAGAUUCACUUCGCCGUGAUGAGUAACUCUGUGGUGUUUGCCUCUUUAGGUGCCGUGUUCUUAUUAUUCAGAAGUUAGCCGUCAUUAUGUUUACCAAGUCCCUGAAACCUUUCUCUAUCGGCUGCUGCGUGAAAUAAUUCUUCUACUGGAACCACUGUGGAACUCUGUAGUGUAAACUGGUGGAAAGAAAUCGGCCACACUUUAGAAAACAUGGAUACGCUAUUUUUCAUGAAAAUUUGUAAAACUAUAAGAACUAAUUAUGACAAAUUGUCUGUUUGAGAGUGAAUCUCUCUAAAAAUUUAUUUGUUAUAAAUAAUUGUACUGUGAUCUAACAUUUCGAUACAACAAAAGUAACAUAUUUAGGGCGAAUGUAAAUACACACAUACACUUAGCAAACGCGUCUAAAUUUUAUCGUUUUUUUAUUUGUCUAAAUCUUUUUUAUUAUUUUUUUGGUCCUUCACUUAUUUCUGCAGUAGCGAUAGUAUUGGAAAUUGGCGUUCUUACUAGUAACUGCUGGUAAAAGAUAAUAUUAUCAGGAUAAUAUAAAAAUCAACAUUUAAACUAUUUCUGUGGAGUUUUCAUCAGUACUCAUUCUGGGGUCUCAGUUUCCUGGGUUCCUAGAUCACUUCUCUACUACAUUCACUACUGCUAUACAUAUUGUUCUGAAGCUAUUUCUUUGUUGCAUUUAUGUCAUUUACUAUUCUAAUUGCGAAAUAAGCCACAAUUUAACUUGAAAAAUGAUUUUAUUGACGUUUCGACUUCCGCCUCGGACGUCGUUAUCAAAAUACAACAUAUUAAUUAAUAAAUUAAACAAAAAUGUUGUUGCUUAGUAAACAAAUUCUUCUAAUAAUUUAAUUUAAUCUUCUAACUAAUUCAUAUCGGCAAUUCAGACAUAUAUUAUACAUUUUAAAGUACAAGGUUUUAAAAUGAUAUUGCAUUUAACUGAAUCACUAACACGAGAAUUUUACUGUCACCAUUGCAUGUGAUUGUCUUUUUAAAGACAGAUCAUAUGCUAUAAUUUUUUUUGACGGAUAUUCUUGAGUUAAAGUUAAUUUCAUGUAAUCGAAUGAACUAUUUUUCAAUAAAGUCGUCCCAGGAACGCAACUUAUAAAUAUGGGCAAUAUCAUUUUAAAGUUUUCUACUAUACAUUUCAUUAUUAUACUGAUCGUGAGUUUUGUAGCGAAUUGAGCUGAGAGCUCAAGUGAAUAUGAUGCCAGAUUAAAUAUACACAAGCAAAUAUUUUAUAAAUAAAAACAAUUAUUUAUUGGGUAAUUAGCGUAUUGUAGGAUUUCUAAAUGAUAUGUAUCUCUUCUUCAUAUUUAUGCUGUAUCAACUUUUAGAAAUUUUCUGUUAAGCAAUACUGUGUUGGGCAUUUGUCUGUAUAUCUUAAUGAAAAAGAAGAAAGGCAAGGAAUGAGCAAAAAAUCUUAUAAGGCUCUCGAUGUUGUAUCGGUAUAUCAUUAUCGCCGAUUUAUAAUGCAUGAAGCUAUAUAGCAUAAACAGAAGAAGAACGUUCUACAGGUCUCUGCCCACUACACGGUGUCAUACUAUGAUCGUACUAGGACCGUAUCAGCCAAAAAAAUAUUCUUUUUAUAGUAGAGUAUGGGCUCAUGCCCACUAGAGCGUUCCGUCCCCGACCAACACCGUCGCGUACCAUGCACGGAUCGUCAAGAAUUGCCGGCGUGAAUAUUUUGUUGGUGGCGAUCCACUACGUGCAUGGCACGAAACGUUGUCAAACUGGUGUACGCAGGCAGCGAGACGGGAGUAUACGGGUUACAACAGCGUAUGAUGACCGUAGUAAAUCUGAUAUAAACGUGUUGCAUUUGUCUUACUGCCUUAAAUUAAAUUAUUACCUUAAAUCAGUCAACAAGACGUGUGUACGCAUUCAAUAACAUGGAAGACGAAAAAUUAAUUGAAAAUGUUCGGAAAUACCAAUAGAAAAUACAAAUCGAAAGAAAUAUUAUAACUGAAAGAACGGGAACCAUGCGGAUAUGAUACGCGGAUGCUACGGUCACUAUGUGCGUUUUAGACGGCUAUCAUACGCUCUUGAUACGUUGUAGUGGGCAUAGUACACCGUGUCGUGUUUUUCCGUUCCUGUUACGUUCAUAGCCCGGUGAUGGUAUGAAACGUAGUGGGCAGAGAGAUUAAGGCAGAUAUUAUUUUUUUUUUUAAUUAUGAACUUGCUAUCUACAAUUUAUUCUAGUAGUUUCAUUUUUUUAUCAUGCAACUUUUUGAUUGUAUUCAUAUUAUUGAUACGAAAAUAAUCCAAUCAUAAUUAUAGAUUGUACAUUUUGCUAUUUGUAAUAAAUUGUAAUGGUUUUAUUUGUUGUCGGUGCACCUUUUUGAUUAUAUUAAAAUUUCAUUCAUAUUAAUGGUAUUUGUAAAUAUAUUUAAAGAGAUUAUCAAGAAGAGCGCCAAUUUUUAGUACCAUCAUAGACACCGUUUAAUUCAAAAAAUUGUUAUUUUUUGUUAUAAUCUUUUAAUUUUGUUAAUUGUUAUUUUUCUAAACUUAGAAAAAAAAAGUAUAUAUAAGGUCAUCAAAAUUACACCUUACCUAUUCUGUCUGUAGGAUAUGUUGAUUUUUUACAAGAAGUUUUUAUCAGAUAUGCCAGGUCCUUCGAAAACAGACAGACGAUCGCAUAUAUUAUGUAGGAUUUUUUUUACUAUACCUAGGAUAUGUGAUAAAAAUUAAAAACCCGGAAACGGCUGAAACGGACGUCUCCUGGUUAACUUUCUUUUCAAGUUGUUAACGCCCGUUUUAUUCUGCUAGUGAAUUCAUUGAAACUAUUUUUGGUGGUUAUAUCAUUCCAUAUUUUUAACACUUUUUCCAUAAGGUAGCAACCACUCCUGUUUUUGUUCUCAUAACGUUUUAUCAUACAGUAUUGCAGAACAGCCAGCGGGGUCUGGUUUCAACCUUUCAUUUCCCUUUUUAUAUAAUGAAUAUAUAUUCAGAAAGCUAUUGGCACCGUUGUUCUUGGAUCCACAGUAACUAAGGCGAAACAAGCUAAUAAAUUAGUAAAUGAAACAUGCUAACAACAUAUGUUCACAUAAUAAAAAGUAAGGAGAAUCAAGCGAAAGCCUACAUUUUAGAGCAGUAUUUGAUAUUAAUAGGUUAUGUAAAAGAUGAACAGCUGAAAAAAUAUACACAUCAUAACCAAGUAAAUACAACAAACGUCAACUAAUUAUAGUGAGGUUUCGAGGUUGCACUGUUUUUAAAGGGUUCGUUUUAAAAGAAAUGAAUCAGUGGCGGCAUUUGCUUGUGCAAAUAGCAAAUAACACUUAGUAGUAACAAAUAACUUGCAAUACCCAAUGAAUGAAACUUUAUAUAAUUUAUUUUUUAUUAGCAUUUUCAGCCAUAUGUGAACUCUUCAGUUUAACUUUUAAAAACUGUAUCACAUUCAUCUAUAAUAAUUUUUUACUGUUUAAAGACUCUACAAUUCUAGUUGCUGUUUUAUUAUUUUUUUUUCUUUUCCUUAAAUUACGCAAAACACUCAAACGAAACUUUCGUUAAUUGUUCACACAUUUCUGCAAAUUCUUACAUUGAUAUAUGCUGGUUUAGAUCACGAAUAUCUUCCAACUCAUACGGUAUUAUUCUGCUUUCUCAAAAACUGAGAAAGUGCCGUUUGUUUUUUAUGGGCAUGAGGCACUAAACGUAAUUCGCUUUCCAUUCUCUUAAAAUAAGCCAUGUCCUACCAUGACGACUACAGUUCGUCUAAUAUACUUACCGUUGCACGUCAUUGUCUACGUCAGAGAUCUAAGUUGACAUAGUUGCCAAAGUAUAAAAAAAUCCUGAAUCCAUUUUAAAUCAAAUAGAUCACAUAAUUGUUGCAAACAUGGAUUAUACAAUAAAACAAAUUAAUAUUGAAUGUAAGUAAAUAAAAACUUUAGAAAUAGAAAACAAGAAUUAAGAAUAAAAUGUUAAAGUAAAUAAUAAAAACAGUAAAUAUAAUAAAUCAAAUACCUAUAGUAAAGAAUAAAAACAAAUAUGAAGUGUCAUCACCGCAACUGUCAAAUAAAUGUUACCAAAUUUAUGCCAAAAUGUCAGCUUUGUUCGCUCGCAGUUAUUGGGACCGUGCAAGUUAUUGGGACACCUGGUUUCAUAGCUCGGCAACAUUUUUCGCACUUUUAAUUAUAUUGGCCAAUCAUAUUGGUCCUGGUUACUGGACAAUUGUCAAGGCCAUAGCCCAAAAAAAUUAUAAGAAGAAAAAGUAAUAUUAAGGUUAUGUUAUUAAAAGUAUUCUGUAUAUUGUAAAAAACACAACAAGAAAUGGUGAAUUCAAGUUAUAUUCAUUUCAGAAAAAUUAUAAGUAGAAAUUUGUACCUACUGUCAUUAUAAUAAACAGGAAAUGGCUAUUAUCGGUGGACGUAUUUUAUAAAGUUAUAAUGUACAUUUAUAUUUAACUAUAUACCAAUAAUAUAAUAAUAUAACAAGAACAGAGUAUUUGGAAUGUUCAUUUAAAGAUGGAGUUACUACAAAUAAAAUGGUAUCUUUGGAUGGUGAAAUGAUUGUGAAAAGCAAUAGUUUUAAGUACCUAGGAUCGGUAUUACAGAGUAAUGGAGAAAUAGAUGCAGAUGCAUGCAGUAGAAUUAGGGCUGGAUGGAUGAAGUGGAAAGAAGCGAGUGGUGUGUUGUGUGACAGAAAAAUUCCAAUGAAGCUGAAGGGAAAAUUCUAUAAAACAGCCAUAAGACCGGCUAUGAUGCACGGAACUGAAUUUUGGGCAGUGAAAAAUAAAGAGGAACAACGAAUGCAUGUGGCGGAAAUGAGAAUGUUUAGAUGGAUGAGUGGAGUGACAAAGAAGGAUAAAAUUAGAAAUGAGUAUAUUAGGGGAAGUCUAGGUGUGGCACCAAUUGAUGCCAAAAUGAGAGAGCAUAGGUUAAGAUGGUUUGGUCAUGUUCAACGUCGAGACGUUAAUCACCCAAUACGAAGAAUAGCUGAAGUGCAGAUUCCUGGAAGGAGUAGGAGAGGAAGACCUGGGCGGAGACGAUAAGGCAGGACAUGUUGGUAAAGGGGAUUAACAUUGAUAUGACCCAAGAUAGAAUUGUGUGGAGAAAUGCAAUUAGGGAAGCCGACCCCGCAGAGGGAUAAGGCAAAGAGAAUGAUGACCAAUAAUAUAAUAAUAUAACUAUAUUAUGAUAUGUUAUAAUAUAUAUUUAACAUAUAUAACACAAUACGUAUAACUUUAUAAAAUAAACACAAUGAAAGUUGUAAAUUCCAAUAAACACAGCAUAUACGCUGAUGUCACUGUCAUUGAAAAUGAUAAACGUCAACAUUCAUAAUAGUAAACAAGGUAUAAAAGUAAAAAAUAUACUGGACCGAUUGUUACAGUUAAAAAUCCUCUUAAAAAUUGUAUGAAGUUAAUUAUUGAUAUAAAUUACAAUAAUUAUUGUGUUAUAUAAACAAACUAAGUAGUUUUGUUUUGCAGUUUAUAUAAGACUAUUAUUAAAAGUGAUUCGCUUCUUGAAACUAACUUCAGCCCGUGAGUAAUGAACUAUUACUCACGGGUAGGUAAAGUAAUGGGUAAUUAUCUAUUCAAAAAUAGUUAAUAAUGAGCAUGUUAUUAAACGGUCGUAGAAAAAAUAUCUAAAGUUACAUUUGUUGCUCCAGUCUUUCAUAUUUUAGAAGCAGUAAUAGUUUGUAGAUGAGAGAUGUUACAGUCGCAGUGGUAAAGAGGAGAUCUCGUGCGCACUCCGUAGUAGUAGUUCCCCAACUGUUCCCUACCUUUUUUAAUAAAAAAUGACAGUGAAGUGUCCUUACAUAUGCGUCUGUUUUUGUGGGUUUUACUUUCACGUUUUACGUAAUGGAUGCUUUUAAAAUAUGUUCCUUGAAACUUCACCAUAAUAAUUGGCGUUUACUGUAUAUAGUAGUUGAAAAUACAGAGUAAACAUAAUUGAUAAAGUCUAAGGUAACGAAAUCUUAGAUAUUGGUUCAAAUGUAAAAAAAACUGUACAGCAGCUUCAAACAAUAGAAUAGGAAAAAUGAUUGCCAAUCUGCUUGAUGGGCUUGAAUUUAAUAUAUGCGGGUGUUAAAAUGAAAGUGGUGUAAGUCAUAUUUUCGAAAUUAUGAAAGUCCCGCUUUUUAAUCCCUAUAUAUAGAACUCUUGACAUCAGGAAAAGUGGUGUACGUCUUUACAGUAAUACAGUAAGUAACACAGUAUACACCUUUUUCCUUUUGAGAGGAUCAAUAUUAUAAAGUAAGGCCUACAUAAUUUCAAAAAUUCGACUUGCACCACUUUGGGUUUAACGCCCUCUUAUACAGUGUGUCCACGGAUGGGGUGACCAAGAGGAAAACCUUUUUUAUUUUCAAUUUAAGCGAAAAAUGUCAUUCUUGAUAUAAAGUUGCUUGUUCUGAAACCUCAUUAAACGAAAUAAAAUUCAAGUUUUUCAAACCAGCUGAAUUUUGUAGCCAAUUUUACGUAAAUCCCUAUACAUUUUUGCACUAAGUUCGAAAUCGAAACAAUAAUCUAGUAUUCCUAAGCUACAGUGUAGCUUAGUAACUGUCAACUCCGAUAAAUAAUUUGCGAAUUGUCAUUUUUUCGACAAUGCGUUCAACAAGGAAUUUAUCUUGUGAACUGUCAUUCUUGAUCAACAUUUUGCUUGUUCUAAAACCCCAUAAAAAGAAAACAGUAAAUUUUAAUAGCAAUAACAAAACAUUAAUAACAAGCUGAAAAUGCGAGCAUUAUCAUAACGAAAACUUUGUUUAUUUACGUAUUUUAAUUCAUAAUAUGGAAAAUUGCUAUUAUGAAAAGUAGUUUAGAAAUAAUAAUUAUGUUUUAGUGUGCAAUUAUAUCAUUAUAAUUUAAAUGUUAUGAACUAUAAAGGUAGUUUACUCUUGAUCGAAAUUCAUAUUUUUUAUGUACCUCGUAUAAAAUUAAUAAAAUUUUAUAUAUGAUGGUUGUUGCAUCAUAUAUAUUAGAACAUGAAGAGUUUUUUAUGAAGAAUAACUUUUAUUCGUCAAAUUAAAAAUAAAAGAGUUAUAAAUGAAAAUGUUGUUGGUCUCCAUAAUUUGAGAAAAAUCUUCAAAUAUUUUUUCCAUUAGAAGGAUGUAAUUGCACAUAUCAGACCAUAAUUUUUUAUACCAAACAAUAUUAUUUCAUAUACUGUCGGUUCGCUAAACUCAGACACAACUGUCUAGUGAUUUUAGAUUACUAAUUAGUUAAUAAUUACUAAAUAAUUAGUAAUUUUGCCAAUUUUGGCAUUUUAAUUUCAUAGCAAAUGGAACAGUCCAUUUAUCAUAAAGGGGAGGCCGUAUACUCGUAUAAACCUUUAGCUGUUAAUAAAUUUUUGCUUUUAAAAUAUACUCAAAUUGUAUUUUUGAACAUCUUAUUUAUUUUAUAUAAUAAUUAAAUUCACUAUCAAAUGUCAUUGAUGUUUUAUUAAUACUUAAUUUAAAAUUUAGUUUGACAUUCACGAAGUGUCAAACUCAAAUGUAAAUAACCUAUGCUUUGCUUAACAAAUCGAGAUUAAAAAACUAGCCUACUUAAUAGCAACGAUUUCAGCUGGACGUGUAGUGUGUCGGCAGAAAAUAAAACGAUUGUGACGUCACAUUUUAGACUUUGAGGUCGAUUAUCUCGAAGACGGUUAGAAAUAUCGAAAUGUCGUUUUCAGAUUUGGAUUCAGAAGAAGAAACUACAUAAGAAUCCAUCGAUAAAUCUGAUCUGAGUAUUGCAGGAGCGGCAACGCAAUAACACACACACUUUUGCGAAUUUAUAAACGAAAUGAUUUCGUUGAAAACUAGCAGUAAAUAAAAAAAACAACUAUUCGAAGUAGCAUCCAUUAGCUUUAAAACAACUCUCCCUAUUUUUAAAUUCUUUAUAAGCUCUUAUUAGCAUGUCUGGGGUGACUUCUCUAACGGCAUUAAUAAUUGCUUGUUUCAGAUCUUCAAUAUUAUCUAUGAUUUAGAUUUCUUUCGUAAACUUUCUGUUUUAAGAAGCCCCAUAAAAAGAAAACCAAAAUAGUUAAAUCUGGUGAUCGGGGCGGAAAAAAUAUCGGUCCAUACGGUCCAAUCUAUCUUUCAGGAAAAUACUCAUCUAGCUACAUUGCAGCUUAGCAACAUUAGAUUAUUGUUUCGAUUUCGAACUUAGUGCAAAAAUUUAUAGGGAUUUACAUAAAUUGGCUACAAAAUUAAGGUUUUGAAAAACUUAAAUUUUAUUUCAUUUUAUGGAGUUUUAGAUCAAGCAAAACUUUUUAUCAAGAAUGACAUUUUUCGCUAAAAUUGAAAAUAAAGAAGUUUUUCCUCUUGGGCACCCCAUCCGUGGACACACUUGUAAUUGCAAUUACGCAAAUUUUGUCAUCCAAUUAACUUUUUUAGCCUUUACUCUAAAGCUAACUAUCCAUAAGAUUCAAUAUUACAAAGUCUCCCAAUUGAUACAACAAUAAAAUUUACUGUGGAUCUAACGUAAAUAGCCAGUUUCCCAAGCUUCUGAUAAUUACACACAUAGCUAAUAAACGAUUACUUUAGUUACUGCUAAUAUAUAUGCCUAUUAACUGUCAUACAUUUUUGUGUGAUAUUCGUAUUUAUUCACUAUUCAUACAAUACUAUGAUAAUUGUAGAAUACUUAAAUAAAUUCAAAAGAAUACAUGACAAUUAACUGACAGUUAGGUCGAUAUAUUAAAGAUAUUAUACUAGCUUUAAAAGUUACUGUCUCUUGGUUAGGUGCGAAAUUAACGGAUGUUUGUGGAAGUGGCCAUACUACUAUUGUAACGCCCUUAAGUAUUUAUUGAAAGUAGGGCAGCAGAGGUGCUGUUUAAGUAUGAAGGUGCCUUAACAUUACUUUUUCAUUUAUAUUUUCUUGCAAAGUCAUUUGGCACCUCAAAUUGUUCGGGUACUUAGUUGAUCUAAGUCCUAAAAUUGGAAACCAUCUGUUUGAGAAAAAUAUUUUGUAAUAUUGUUUCAUGUUGAUAAAAAAACAUUUUUUAUCAAAUCGGUAAAAAGUAUUGAUUUGUUUUCUUAAGUGAAACUUUCAAUAAAUUUAUUCAAAAUUUAUAGUUGAAAAUGUUUUUUCUUUUUUUUUAGCAAAUAAACUUAUUUGUUAAAA